Oncorhynchus tshawytscha (Chinook salmon) is the source of this 4302-nucleotide messenger RNA. Its product is annotated as voltage-dependent L-type calcium channel subunit beta-2. Bases 93 to 2666 code for a protein of 857 amino acids. Gene Ontology annotation, cellular component: voltage-gated calcium channel complex. NCBI's taxonomy places the organism in Eukaryota, Metazoa, Chordata, Actinopteri, Salmoniformes, Salmonidae. Gene Ontology annotation, biological process: chemical synaptic transmission; neuromuscular junction development; regulation of voltage-gated calcium channel activity. The transcript is spliced from 14 exons. Gene Ontology annotation, molecular function: protein binding; high voltage-gated calcium channel activity. The record is from RefSeq and is a predicted model, not a curated record.
UUCCAGCAGCUAUUAUCAGUUGGGGGGGAAACUGCCUGUGAGAUAACGUGGGAGUGAGGGGCAGAGAUUCGGUAAAGGAACUGAGCUUUUGAAUGAUAUGCAGUCAUAUUUUAUUUGUGCACCAAAGCGGAGGAAACAAAUCCUUCAGGAAAAAUAUUUUUGCGCAAACUGCUCCUCCUUCCCAAGCCUUCCCGAUUGUGGUCCGACUCAAACUUAAGACUGCAAAGCAGAGGCUGAGAAACAUAGGAGCGAGUCACUUCACUUCUGCGCCACCAAAGUCUCUUUCACACAACUAUUUUUAUUCAUUUGGACGUUACUUCGUGUCAAACAAAAAAAUCGGCUCUACAUUUGGAAGAGAUCGGGGAGUCACGCAUGACCACCGACCCUUGAAAAAUUUUAUUUUCUAUCUCAACGAUAGACCGACUGUUGGAUGUCAAAUGGUCCAUAAUAACUUGCAAAAUACGCACUCACUUUUGGACAGACACAUGGAUUCGCUCGAAAACCCUGGACUACAAUCACAUGGAAAAGGAGCACGGAGAAAAGGCAGAUUCAAAGGAUCAGACGGCAGCACCUCUUCAGAUACAACAAACAACAGCUUUGUGCGACAGGGUUCGGCGGACUCCUACACCAGCCGUCCAUCAGACUCCGAUGUUUCCCUGGAGGAGGAUAAGGAGGCAGUGCGACGAGAGGCAGAGCGGCAGGCUCAGACACAGCUCGACAAGGCCAAGACUAAACCAGUUGCAUUUGCUGUCCGCACAAAUGUCAACUACUGCGCCACCAAUGAUGAUGGCGUCCCCGUGCCGGGCAUGGCCAUCUCCUUUGAGGCUAAAGACUUCCUCCACGUCAAAGAGAAAUUUAAUAAUGACUGGUGGAUAGGUCGUCUGGUGAAGGAAGGCUGUGAAAUCGGUUUCAUCCCCAGUCCUGUGAAGAUCGAGAACACUCGGGUACAACACGAGCAGAGAGCCAAACAGGGCAAGUUCCACUCCAGUAAAUCGGGAGCAAACUCCUCUACCAGUUUAGGUGAAGUGGUUCCUAACUCGCGGAAAUCCACCCCCCCUUCCUCUGCCGUUGACAUAGACGCCACAGGCUUAGACCCCGAGGACAAUGAGCUUCCAGUCCACCUUCGCUCCCCUAAAGUCAGUCAGCCAAACACAGUCAUGUCACCCACCCUAGCCAAAGACAAACGAAUGCCCUUCUUUAAGAAGACGGAACACAUUCCUCCAUACGACGUUGUGCCUUCCAUGCGACCUGUGGUCCUGGUUGGACCGUCACUGAAGGGCUACGAGGUGACAGAUAUGAUGCAAAAAGCACUGUUUGACUUUUUGAAACACAGAUUUGAGGGAAGAAUAUCAAUCACUCGAGUCACUGCAGACAUCUCUCUUGCCAAACGCUCCGUCCUCAACAACCCUAGUAAACACGCCAUCAUCGAGCGAUCCAACACACGCUCCAACCUUGUAGCUGAAGUGCAGAGUGAGAUAGAGCGUAUCUUUGAACUGGCCCGGACCUUACAGCUGGUGGUUCUGGACGCAGACACCAUCAACCACCCGGCCCAACUGGGCAAGACAUCCCUGGCUCCUAUCAUCGUCUACGUCAAGAUCUCCUCUCCUAAGGUUCUGCAGAGGCUCAUCAAGUCCAGAGGGAAGUCCCAGGCUAAGCACCUCAAUGUCCAGAUGGUUGCCGCAGACAAACUGGCCCAGUGCCCUGCCGAGAUGUUUGACAUCAUCCUGGAUGAGAACCAGCUGGAGGAUGCGUGUGAGCACAUGGCUGAUUACCUGGAGGCCUACUGGAAGAGCACCCACCCCGCCAGCUGCAACCCCCCCAACCCGCUGCUGGCCAAGCUGGCCACAGACGCCCUGCCCUCCAGCCCCGCUCCCGUCUCCAGCAUGCAGGGCAGCGGGGCAGAGGAGAAAGCAGGGGACAAGGCAGGACAAGGUGGGGAGAGGAAGGGCUCCAGAGAGGACCACCAGCACCACCAUCACCACCACAGCCAGCAUCAGAGCCAGGAGCAGCCAGAUGGGGAGGGGGAGGGGGAGGAGGAGAGGGAGGAGGAGGAGAGGCCCCUAAGGACAGAGUCUUCCAGGAGACCCCAGCACAUCCACCACCGCUCCUCCUCCCAGCGAACUGAGCAGCACCACAACCACCACCACCAUCAUCAUCGUGGUGGUGGCGGUGGUGGUGGCCGGGGCAAGGGUCUCUCCCGGGGGGAGACACAGGACUCAGAGACCCCCGAGAGCCGGGAGAGCAGAGAAAGUAGAGACUCAGCGUACAUAGAGCCUCUGUCUCAGCUCCUACACCAGGAAGAGGAGGAUGAUUUUGGAGAGGAGUAUGACGAGGAGGGGCUUGGAGAGGGAGGGCACCCCCAGCAGCAGCAGGUGCGCUACGAGGCCCAGCCCCAACCCAGGGACCAUCAUCAUCACCACCACCACCAUCACCGCGCUGGCGAGGAGGCGGGCCACAGCACAAUAGGACACCACCGUUCUAAGGAGCGUAACGAGCAGGACCACAACGAGCGCAACAAGCCGCGCAGUCACCAACAUCAACGACCGGCCCGCGACCACCACCACCACCAGUACUAUGACCGCGACCGGGACAGGGAGGGGGAGGUUGCCCCCAAAAAGAGGGGUGACACAGAGGACUGGGCCAGAGACCCCUAUAUUCACCAGUGACAGCCUAGCCCCGAGACUCCAACCCCUCACACACUGAGACAGUGGUAGGACUCCCCUCUCUCUGAAACCGCUCUGUUGUCCCAUCUUGCUGCUACACCCGUUUAUGUAUGCUUCCUUUGUAAAGGCCGUUGCAUCCUUAGCAAUGGCAGUAUUUUUAUUAUAUAUAGUAAAUAAAUAUAUAUAUAUAUAUAUAUAUGUGUGUGUGUGUGUGUGUGUGUGUGUGUGUAUCGAUACAUAGACAUUUUCGUUUAUGUGUGGAUAUGCAUGGAUCUUCUCAAAUAUGCAUAUUUUAAACCUGUGUUUGAUGAAGCAUGACACAACAGCAGAAUUAUCUUCUGUACUGUACUGCUUUCUGUGACUAGCAUUUAAAAAAAUAUUUGUCAGGGUUUUUUAAUUUAUUUUUUGUAUGCUGCCACUUAAAAGAAGAAUUUGUUCAUUCAGACUACUGUUAGCAAUGACUGAGAAGUGGUAAACCAUGUAACUGGGUUAAAUGCUAUAUAUUUGCAAUUGUUUUUGUUUAAUUUAAUUGUUCCUGUUUUCUUUGCUUGCGUUUCAAAAAAAAAUCUGCAUUGUUCAUUUUCGGUGUUUGGUCCUCUGAUGUUGAUGCUGCCUCUCCAUUGGGGCACACCUUAGUCUGGCCUUACAAGACAAAAAGAAUAGUGACAUUACAGUACUGUUGUUCAAUUUAUAAAGGGUCCAGAAACAUUUUGUAACAUUGAUACACACUCUGUUCAGCACUUUUAGUACAACAUACUGUAGACUGAAUCACAUUGUUGGUGUCAGGUGUACAACUAUUUUAUAUUUUAGAGUAGAGUUAUUGGGUCAAAUCAAUCCACUUUAUUCCAUGAUGGUAUGUCUUUUUAAGUGAAACCCUUUCUUAUGGACAGUUCCAUGCACUUAGUACAGUCCAAUUAGCUAUAAAUGUGCGUUAUGAGAUACCCCAAAAAUAUUUCCUUGAAUUAUAUUUAUUUUCGAUCUCUAAUUGAAAAUCAAUCACAACCACUGAGUGAAAUCAACUGGAUGCUAAAGGUUAGCCUUUCUGCUAGGCUAUGGUGCUCAAGAACAGUUGUAAUAACCUAGUUAUAACAUAGCUCCAGUCCAGGGCGUUACAUGUGGCUUUCUAAUGCUGAGCUUCAGUGUCGGCAAGCCCCACAUAACGCACUGGACAAGAGCUAGUUAUAAAGUUUGCAUUGAUGAUGAGGUUAGGGUCCUUACUUGAGGAAAUGUGAUUUAGGUGAAUGUCUGAGUUAUAAGAAGUAGAUCCCUAGUGAGGUUUCUUAGUUCAGGCUGCCCUCUGUAAGGAGGUUAGGGGUAUGUGCCCCAAAUGUCACCCUGCUCCCUAUAUAUAGUGCACUACUUUUGACCAGGGCACAUGGAGAUCUACUCAAAAGUAGUGCACUAUUUAGGGAAUAGGGUACAAUUUGAGAUGCAUCCGAGGUCACAUACUCUGGCCCUCUGUUUACAUUACCACCAACCAGCCAGUCCCCUAGAACAAUUUUUUAGUUUUAUUUUUGCCUAAAAUAUUAUGAUUAUCCAUUUAUAUGCUACUCUAGUAGCACUACACAUUUUUAAGAGUGUACAUAUGUAUGUACAUAUGUAUAAAUACAAAAAAAUAAACUUGGCAACAAAGAAUUGA